CAUGUCACUGUCAUGUAACAGGGGCUCGUGUCGGCCAGCGUGCACCUGGUACUGAGACAAUGAAGUGACCUGCGUCCACACUGUGGGCUAUGUCAGUAAGUAAGCCAGGAGUCAGUAAGCUAACAAUAUACGGUGCGUGUUGGGUUCCUGUAGUGAGAUACGCCAGAGAGGUGACUGCCAACGGCCUGGGUACUGUUCCCAUCGACCCAGCCAGAGCCUCCACUUCUAGCUCCCAAUGGACGGGUUACAAGUCCUCUCCGCGUUGUGCCUGAUCACCUGCCUUCUUCAACGGACCUCCCCGGCGCCCUCCACCUCCUCCUCCACCCCUGGAUUAACCCAUGGCAUCGUGAUAGACGCUGGCAGCUCUGGAAGCAGAGUGCGAGUCUACAGCGUUCAGUACGAGGACUCCUUGCCCCGAGUGGAGGAGAUAGGAAAUCUUCGAGUGAAGCCGGGUCUUGCUGAAUUCGCCACCAGGCUGACGGAGGUGGCCGAAUACCUAAAUCCGCUGCUUCUCAGGGCGCAAGAACUGGUCCCCCGGGCCCAAUGGCCCACAACGCCGAUAUACCUGAUGUCUACAGCCGGUCUAAGGCUUGUUGAUGCGGCACAGUCAAGUCAGCUCUUCACUGAAGUCCGCGGCAUAUUUUCCAACAAGACGGCCUGCCCGUUCCUCUUCCAGCAUCGAGACCAGGCACGUGUCCUCUCGGGGGAGGAGGAGGGCGUCUACACGUGGAUCACCGUCAACUAUCUCAGGGAAUACUUCGGCAAAGGAAGACCAUACAGUGACACCCACGGUAUUCUAGAGAUGGGUGGGGCCUCCACACAGAUUGCCUUCAUCCCGACCACGCCCAUCCUGGCCAACAAAUUCUACGUGUCCAUGGCGGGCGAGAAGUAUCCACUGUACGCCCACAGUUACUUGUACUUCGGGGCCACCUACAUGGAUAUCAGGGUGAAGGCAUUCCUGGCCGCUGAAUCUCCGGGCUCUACAGAACUGGAGGACCCCUGUAUGCUGACAGGCGACGUGAAACAUCAACCAGCCCCUAACAGAACGGACACAGAUUCUCUUCAGUUCAUUGGUACGGGUAACAGCACUGCCUGUGAGGCCAUCUUGGAGACGUUCCAGCGCCAAACACCAACAGAAUUUUGUUAUCCAAAACCAUGCGCCAUUGGCGACAUCUAUCAGCCGGUUUUGCCUGAACACAUGUUAUUUACGGCUGUCUCCGCUUACGUUUAUGCACCAGCGGCUUUAGGUGCCUUGGAAGACGAUCGGACGCUCACACCGCGGAUAUUGCGGGAAAAGGCACUGUUGUAUAUACAAAAAAAUCUGACAGAAGCCAUUGAGCAAAUAGGGGAAAGCAGACGACAGUACGCUUCGGCCUACGCCAUGAUGGGCCUUUACCUCCCCAUGUUACUGCAAAGAUCGUACGGUUUCCAUAGCGACAGCACCCAGGUGAUAGCAACCAAUGACGUCGACGGAAAAGGAAUUGCAUGGACAUUGGGGGCACUCCUUUAUGAACUUGAAUCAGGAAUGUUAACCUCCUCACGUCCGACCGGCAAUCCAGAUCCAUGUAAUGCAUCCGGUAGGACUUCACAUCACCUGUCAGCGCUAUAUACAGCCCUGAUGGUAGUGCUGCAAGGCAUUUGUUUACAAUUCCUGGUCCGUCUCUAGUCUCUUGUAAUAAUUGGCGACUCCAGCGCAUAGGAAUAGUUAAGGAUAACAAACAGAUUUUGUUUUUUUUCGAGGUUAAUUUAGUUUGGUAGUCAAGAAAAGCAGAGAAGAUUUGUACUUUCCUGUAAGACAUCUAAAGUUGAUAUAGUUUCAUUCGUUAUCAAUAUGCGCGUCAUGUAAAGGCUGAUGUAGGCAUGGUUUUACGUUAUACCGAAUACAGUGACGUCACAAUAUCACGUGUUUGUAAAACACGAGCUUAAUUUUUUAAAUUCUCUAUAGGUUUGUAUAAUAAUAUAGUGUUGAAACCAAGCGUUUUUUUAACACGUUAUACAGUUUACUUUGUCCUAUGUACAUGUACUUCGGCAUAAUUGAGAAGUUAUUGCGUUUGUCUUUCAUUUUGUUUACAUGUACCUUGAUGAAAUGAUUGGUCGGUAUCUAUUUACACAGUUGGCGUCUCAUAUUUUCUGAUUAGAGUAGAUGACAGCUUAACCUGUGUAUAUCGAUAAUUAAUGCAUUGUAAUAUAGACACCUCAGAUGUUCCAUAAAUGAGCCUACCUCUAAGAAUAACUGCGUAAGAUCUGGAUUGAAAUGAUUGAUUUAUAAUUCCCGAUAUGUUUCAUUGUAAUUAUUGUAUUUUUGGCAUUCAUAGCUAGUAAUAUUUACAUGGAGGAAGCAUUAGUAAGUACUGGUAGAACCUUUCACUAUGUUAAGUGUUCCUUCUAGAGUAAAAAACGCACAUGUUUAUUUACUUUUUUAUUCUGGUAAAACGUCUCAUUUUCUGAUUUACUCUAGUAUGUUUAUGUAUUGGAACUCAAUUUCCUGUAUAUGCAAUGUCUGUUUUAAAAUUGUUAUCAACACAGUACAUGAUAUCAAGAAUACACUCUUGAUGAUGUA
Lingula anatina is the source of this 2560-nucleotide messenger RNA. Its product is annotated as ectonucleoside triphosphate diphosphohydrolase 1. Gene Ontology annotation, biological process: nucleoside diphosphate catabolic process. Gene Ontology annotation, cellular component: plasma membrane. The record is from RefSeq and is a predicted model, not a curated record. Gene Ontology annotation, molecular function: GDP phosphatase activity; ribonucleoside triphosphate phosphatase activity; UDP phosphatase activity. NCBI's taxonomy places the organism in Eukaryota, Metazoa, Brachiopoda, Lingulata, Lingulida, Lingulidae.